AUGCUGGAGGAUGAGGAUGGGAUGAGCGAGAGGGGGCUCAGCAGCUCCAGGAGGAGAUACGAGGAUGAGGAAGAUUACCACUCCAUCUACAUCGGGGUGCCGGUGCCGCGGGGGUACCGCAGGAAGCGGCGCCGCCGGAGAUCUCCCGGUUCCAGCCGGGACCGGAGCGAGAGCGAGCGGCACUUCGAGCGCCAGGACCACUCGGACACCGACGACGGCGGCCACGGCUGCUACGAGAGCGGCAAUGACAACGCCAGCAGGACCAUGUCUCCGGCUGCCGAACGUCUCCGCUACAUCCUGGGAGAAGAUGAUGAGCCUCCCAAUCCCACCCUUUUCACGGAGAUGGACACCCUGCAGCACGAUGGGGAGGAGAUGGAGUGGAAGGAAUCAGCCAGGUGGAUCAAGUUUGAAGAGAAGGUGGAGGAAGGUGGGGAGAGAUGGAGCAAACCCCACGUGUCCACGUUGUCCUUGCACAGCCUGUUCGAGCUGCGGACGUGUCUCCAGACGGGAACGGUGCUCCUGGACCUGGAUGGCUACUCCUUGCCCCAAAUUAUAGAUGAUGUCAUUGAGAAGCAGAUCGAGGAUGGUCUGCUCAAGCCAGAGCUGAGGGAGAAGAUCAGCUAUGUGCUGCUGAGAAAGCACCGCCACCAAACCAAGAAGCCAAUCCACCGGUCCUUGGCCGAUAUCGGGAAAUCCGUCUCCUCCAACACGGGUCUUCUCCACCCCCAGGGUGUCAUGGAGAGCUUCCUGGGCACAGCCAUGGCAGGUUCCAUGUUCUGCCUCUUCGCUGGGCAGCCCCUCAUCAUCCUCAGCAGCACUGGCCCCAUCCUCAUCUUCGAGAAGCUGCUCUUCGACUUCAGCAAAGGCAACGGCAUCGACUACAUGGAAUUCCGCCUCUGGAUUGGGCUGCACUCGGCCCUACAGUGCCUUAUCCUGGUGGCCACCGAUGCCAGCUUCAUUAUAAAGUACAUCACACGCUUCACAGAGGAAGGCUUCUCCACCCUCAUCAGCUUCAUCUUCAUCUACGAUGCCAUCAAGAAGAUGAUCGGGGCCUUCAAGUACUACCCCAUCAACUCCGACUUCAAGCCCGACUACGUGACCAUGUACAAGUGCGAGUGCAUUGCUCCCGACCCAGCCAACGCGACCUUGUUCGAUGCUUCAGCUCCAGUGGCACCGAACACCACUAACGUUUCUCUGUCCAAUGCUAUUAACCUCACAGCUCUGGACUGGACUCAGCUCAGCAAGAAGGAAUGUCUCAAAUACGGCGGCAGCUUAGUGGGAAAAUCCUGCAAAUUUGUGCCCGACUUGGCCCUCAUGUCCUUCAUCCUCUUCUUCGGGACCUACUCCAUGACCUUGACCCUGAAGAAGUUCAAGUUCAGCCGUUAUUUCCCCACCAAGGUCAGGGCUUUCAUUGCUGAUUUUUCCAAUGUCUUCUCCAUCCUGAUUUUCUGUGGAGUGGAUGCCUGUUUUGGACUGGACACCCCCAAACUCCACAUUCCCAAUAUCAUCAAGCCCACCCGUUUGGACCGAGGGUGGUUUGUGUUCCCCUUUGGGAAGAACCCCUGGUGGGUUUACCUGGCCAGUGCCCUCCCUGCCCUCCUGGUCACCAUCCUCAUCUUCAUGGACCAGCAGAUCACGGCCGUCAUCGUCAACAGGAAGGAGCACAAGCUGCGGAAAGCAGCGGGUUACCACCUGGACCUGUUCUGGGUGGGCAUCCUGAUGGCCGUGUGCUCCUUCAUGGGGCUGCCCUGGUACGUGGCCGCCACCGUGAUCUCCAUCGCCCACAUCGACAGCCUGAAGAUGGAGACGGAGACCAGCGCGCCCGGGGAGCAGCCGCAGUUCCUGGGGGUCAGGGAGCAGAGGGUGACCGGGAUCAUCGUCUUCGUGCUCACGGGGAUUUCGGUCUUCCUGGCCCCCAUCCUGAAGUACAUUCCCAUGCCAGUGCUCUACGGUGUCUUCCUGUACAUGGGGGUGGCAUCACUGAACGGCAUCCAGUUUUGGGAUCGAUGCAAGCUCUUCCUCAUGCCGGCCAAGCACCAGCCCGACUACGUGUUCCUGCGGCACGUCCCCCUGCGGCGCAUCCACCUCUUCACCCUGGUGCAGAUCAUCUGCCUGGCCGUGCUCUGGAUCCUCAAAUCCACCGUGGCCGCCAUCAUCUUCCCCGUCAUGAUUUUAGCCCUGAUCCUGGUCAGGAGGCUGCUGGAUUUUGUCUUCUCCCAACACGACCUGGCCUGGAUCGACAACAUCAUCCCAGAGAAGGAGAAGAAGAAAGAGGACGACAAGAAGAAGAAGAAAAAAGGCAAUAAAGGAGACAGCAGCAGUGAUGAGGAGGAAAGAGGGCCUCCACCUGGAGCUUUGCGUUCUGAUUCCUCCCCGAAUGGUUCAGACAUGGAUCGCAGUAUUACCCUCCACCUGAAGAUUUCCUGCCCGUCCUCUCCUGCCUUUAACUACUCCCGGAGCCCGAUCUGUGCCGUGCCCCAGGUGAAGAUCGAGAUGGAGUCGGAUUACGAGGACACGGACACGGAGAAGGCCCCGCGGGACAUGGGCAGUGAGACCACGUUAUAGCCCCCCCAGCCCCCAGUUUAUAGAGAGAGAGAGACACCUGCACAUUCACAUAUAUAUAUAUAUAUAAAGGAAAUCGGGCUUAUUUUUCUAUGGGAGACUGGAGGCCCCGGGGGUUUUUGCUCCAGGGGUUUUUAGUGCCGUGAGGUGUUGGGUCCCCGCCCUUCCCGCUGGGAAACGGGGCUGGAAAGGUGGAAUUGGUGAUUUUGGCCCCGGAGCUGCUGCGGGGCUGGAGCAGCUGGAGGGGGUUGGGAUGUGGGAGCAGCUGAUGUGCUGGAGGAAAAGGGGGGUGACGCUUUUUGGGGGGGGUUUGGGGUAGGGAGGAGGGUUGAGCGGCUGAGGGAGAUUUGGCCCUGCUCCCAAAUCCCUGGAAUUGCAACGUGGCUCUUGGGGAGACUUGUUUUGGGAAGGGGGUGUGUUGGCAGCAGGGUGCUGGUCCUUUCCAUGGGAUCCCAGGUGUGGUGGGAGCGUCCAGAGGGACCUGGAUCUGCUGGGAUUGGGCUGAGGAGGAGGAGGAAGAGGAGGCACAGCAGGAUGGAGAGGAGCCUGGAGCUCCAGGGAGGGAAGGGAAGGAGGAGAAGCAGCUCGGGGUGAAGGUUGUUGCCACUUGAGGGCAACAACAACCAGGCUGUGGAGCAAGAGCAGGGCAGGGAAUGGGGCCUUGGUUUCUGCAGGAAAUUGGGAAUGGUUUCUGCAGGAAACAGGAAUGGGUUCUGCAGGGAAACAGGAAUGGGUUCUAGAGGGAAACAGGAAUAGGUUCUACAGGGAAACAGGAAUGGGUUCAGUAGGAAACAGGAAUGGGUUCUAGAGGGAAACAGGAAUAGGUUCUACAGGGAAACAGGAAUGGGUUCUGCAGGGAAAUCAGGAAUGGGUUCUGCAAGGAAUUUGGAACACUUUCUGUAGGAAAGAGGAAAGGUUUUUGUAGGAAUCAGGAAUGGUUUCUGCAGGGAACUGGGAACAGUUUCUGUAGGAAAGAGGAAUGGUUUCUGUAGGAAUCAGGAAUAGGUUCUGUAGGGUAUUGGGAAUGGUUUCUGCAGGGAAAUGGGAACAGUGGCUGCAGUGAAGCCCUUUGGUGGCCCAUCCCCAUGUCCUCACCAUGGCUCUCCAGGGCCACCCCUGGCCCGGGAACAGCCCCGUCCCUUCCUCUGGGUGGGAGUGAGACAGUCCCAAGCCAGGAGCGAGACAGACAUUCCCAAGCCGUGCUCUCACUGGAGGAAUUCUCUCACUGGAGGAAUUCAAGGAUUCUCUGCUGCCCAGCCCUGUCCAAGGGGCUUCACUCCCACUUCAGCUCCUCCAUCCUGGUCAUUCCCAGCGGUUUAACAGCCGGUGGCUGGAACAGGGAGGGGAGAACAAGCACCUGGAGCAGGGAGGGCAGAGCCAGGACAAUCCCCCCUGUGCUCCAGGCUCACACCCAGCACCUCCCUGCCGGGUGUCCAUCAGCAUUUCAGCUCCAUAACGGGCUCUUCUCACCCACAGCCACCUCUGGAUCCUCUGGGAGAGGAAGGGAAGGGAGAAGGUUUGGAGCCAGGGAGGCUCCGAGCUCCCUUUGGCUCUGCCCAGCUCCCACACCUUUUUUCCAGCAGCACCAGGGCAGUGCUGAGGCUUUCAAGGAUUUUUUUCCCUCCACAGACCAAGCCCAAACACUGCUCUGAAACAACCCUCAAAUCUGUUUCUUUUACUCAUUUUUCUCUAGUCGAAUUCUGUAUUUUUUUUUCUCUAUUUCCAACCUCCCAGAGCCCCAAACCCCUUCCCCAGGAGCAGGACCACCCUGCCUGAUAUUUACACCAGCACUACUGGGGUUUCUGGGCCACCAGUUAAAUAUUGCAACUGGUCUGAACCUUUGUGUGGGACAGAUCCCUGUAAAUAGUCAAAGCCAACAGAGACUUGAAGGCAAUUUCCUAUUUAUAGCAAUUUUUUUUCUGGUUCAGGUGCAUUUCCCAGGGAGAGGGGGUGAGAGAAAUAACACAUUGUUACCCUAUCACCACUUCAGUGUUCAUGAACAGUCAGAACCAUUUCAACUCGAAGGCACUGUGUCUAUUUUGUAGCGUUUUGUACCAAUCCUGUGUGGUAGAAGCAUCGUAGGCUUAUGAUUUUAAUCAACCGGGUUAAUUCGCUUUAUCCAGCCCAUCAGCUCUAUUU
Messenger RNA from Neopelma chrysocephalum (saffron-crested tyrant-manakin), 4701 nucleotides. It is a transcript of the gene SLC4A5, whose product is annotated as solute carrier family 4 member 5. Bases 1 to 2565 code for a protein of 854 amino acids. Gene Ontology annotation, biological process: monoatomic anion transport; transmembrane transport; regulation of intracellular pH. The transcript is spliced from 18 exons. Gene Ontology annotation, cellular component: plasma membrane. Lineage: Eukaryota; Metazoa; Chordata; Aves; Passeriformes; Pipridae. The record is from RefSeq and is a predicted model, not a curated record. Gene Ontology annotation, molecular function: solute:inorganic anion antiporter activity; monoatomic anion transmembrane transporter activity; sodium:bicarbonate symporter activity.